Messenger RNA from Saccostrea cuccullata (small rock oyster), 1250 nucleotides. Its product is annotated as beta-1,3-galactosyltransferase 5-like. The transcript has a single exon. NCBI's taxonomy places the organism in Eukaryota, Metazoa, Mollusca, Bivalvia, Ostreida, Ostreidae. Gene Ontology annotation, cellular component: Golgi membrane. The coding region runs from base 1 to 1026 and encodes 341 amino acids. Gene Ontology annotation, molecular function: hexosyltransferase activity. The record is from RefSeq and is a predicted model, not a curated record.
AUGGAUCAACUCCCAGUUCCUCUUAAAAGAAAAAUUCGGAGAUGGCCAGUGUGUGUGCGAGUAUUCAUUUACAGUGGAUUAAUAUUAACAAGCAUCCUAACUAUACCGAAAUUAUUUCAAACGAAUGUACAGGUACCAGAAGACGUUUAUAAUGUUGACGUCUUUCUUGAAACAAAAGCUCGUCAUUCGGUUUCUAGGUCACCAAUCAAUUGUAGAAACGAAUCUGCAUUAUUUCUUUUUAUAGCCGUUCCUAGUCAUGCUGCCAAUUUUGAACAACGAUUUGCAAUUAGAUAUUCCUGGGGAAGUGUGGCUAAAUCGGACCCAGGCCUUAAACUGGCUUUCUUUGUUGGAAUAUCCGAAGAUAGACGCAUUAAUGACGUUUUGUCUAAGGAAAAGGAAAUUUAUAAUGACAUCAUUGAAGUUAAAAUUGAGGACAAAUAUGAAAUGUUGGCAAAAAAGUCGAUAAGCAUAAUUGAGUGGAUCCAUAACAAUUGUAAUCAUGCGAAGUAUUAUCUGAAAAUAGACGACGAUAUGUUCCUAAAUAUCAGAAAUCUGAUAGACGAUCUCCAACUAAGGCAACGAACUAAUUCCAUUAUUGGAUGUAAAGUGAAAGAUACAUCUCCUUUCAGGUUUCCAUUUUCAAAAUGGUACUUGUCACGUGAUCAGUAUAGUGCUGACACAUUUCCAGAUUACAUCAGCGGGCCAGCUUACGUCAUCACCGGUGAUAUUCUGUCGAAACUUUACUUUGCUACAAAAAGUGUGAAAUAUAUUUUCUUGGAGGAUGUUUUUAUAAAUGGAAUCUGUAGGAGAUACAUUGAUGCUGAAGCCGAGGGGCACCCUGGCUUCAGUUGUGGUUACAGAGACCAAGGGCCGUGUGGGACACACUUCAAAAACAAAAUUACAGGGCAUCAUUAUUACCCCAAAGAAAUAGAGAGAAUGUGGAACGAGUUGAAUGAUAAACGAUUCAUUUGUCCUCUGAAGCAUUCGUAUUGGAUUUCAAGAAUCGUUGAUUUCUUUCAUCUUUGAUCUGCAUAAUUUACAAUAAAUAGAUAAAUGAAAUAUGUUAUAUUAGACCUCUUUAUUUUUCUAGCUUCCUGAAUUUCAAAAGUAUUAGUCAAAUAGUUAUGACCGCAAUAUGUAAAAUUCACUGUCACAUCAUUCUAGUAUGCAAUUUUUACGAGAUUGUCACUGAUUGACCAAGCUAUAUCCAUUACUGAAUGGGGAUAUGAAAUGAUUUUUAAAUUUUUUUU